Molecule: messenger RNA, 3961 nt
Organism: Ictalurus furcatus (blue catfish)
Lineage: Eukaryota; Metazoa; Chordata; Actinopteri; Siluriformes; Ictaluridae
Gene: dnajc11a
Product: DnaJ (Hsp40) homolog, subfamily C, member 11a
Exons: 16
Coding region: 177-1856 (559 amino acids)
Biological process (GO): cristae formation
Source: RefSeq, a predicted model, not a curated record
UUAUAUUUCACAUAUAUAGAGAGCAGUUACUUGAAAACAGUUUAUUCAGCACGUUAAAGAAAGAAAGAAAGAAAGAAAGAAUAAAUAAAAACAAUUCACCUCCGGUCCUGAUGGGGGCGAUAAAGUUCCCAGAUCCGUGUGAAAACGGACGCUGGACGGGAUGAAAGGUUGUAAACAUGGCGGCGGCCUUGGAGGAGGAUGAAAUUGAUAAUGAUGAUUACUAUUCUCUAUUAAACGUGCGGAGGGAGGCCACACAAGAAGAACUUAAGGCAUCGUAUCGGCGUCUUUGCAUGCUCUACCACCCUGAUAAACACAGAGAUCCUGAGCUGAAGAGACAGGCAGAGCAGCUUUUUAACCUGGUGCACCAAGCAUACGAAGUUCUAAGUGAUCCACAAUCCAGAGCUAUCUAUGAUAUUUAUGGGAAGAGAGGGCUGAGCGUGGAAGGAUGGGAGGUAGUGGAGAGGAAAAGAACCCCGUCUGAGAUCCGGGAAGAGUUUGAGCGCCUUCAGAGAGAGAGAGAGGAGAGAAGACUUCAGCAGAGGACCAACCCUAAGGGGACAAUCAGCGUGGGUGUGGAUGCCACAGACCUUUUUGAUCACUAUGAGGAAGAGUUCGAGGAACUCUCUGUUGGUGGCUUCCCCAACAUUGAGAUUAACAAGAUGCAUAUAUCUCAGUCCAUAGAGGCCCCUCUGACGACGUCAGACACGGCCAUUCUCUCUGGUUCUCUUUCGACACACAAUGGCAACGGCGGUGGAAACAUUAGCCUGGCUCUACGACGAGUGACGUCAGCGAAAGGCUGGGGAGAGGUUGAAUUAGGAGCAGGAGACACACACGGUCCUCUCUUUGGGUUGAAGAUUUUUCGCAACCUGACACCUCGCUGCUUCAUGACCACUCAGUGUGCAAUGCAGUUUUCGUCACGUGGUGUGCGUCCAGGUUUAACCACCGUGCUUGCACGCCACCUAGACAAGAACACAAUGGGCUACCUACAGUGGCGCUGGGGUGCUCAGUCUUCCAUGAACUCCAGUAUUGUGAGAGACACAAAGAGCAGCCACUUCACGUUUGCUGUUCAGUUGGGGAUCCCACAUACUUUCAUUAUGAUGAGCUACCAGUACAAAUUCCAAGAUGAUGACCAGACCAAGAUCAAGGGUUCUGUUAAAUCAGGCAUUUUCGGAACAGUGGUGGAGUAUGGUGCUGAGACGAAGAUCAGUCGACACAGUGUUCUCGGUGCUACCGUCAGUGUUGGAGUGCCGCAAGGUGUUUCCCUCAAGAUCAAGUUGAACAGAGCCAGCCAGACAUAUUUCUUUCCAAUCCACUUGACAGACCAGCUCCUUCCCAGUGCGGUGUUCUACGCCACUGUCGGACCUCUCGUAUUUUACUUGGCCAUCCAGCGGCUUGUUAUCAAGCCUUACAUGUGUGCGCAGAAGGAACAGGAACUGGAGAAGCAGCGGGAGAGUGCCUCGUCUGACAUUGCCAAGAAGAAGCAAGAGGCAGAGUCUGCAGUUCUGCUGAUGCAGGAGUCUGUGCGCAGGAUCAUUGAAGCUGAGGAGUCAAGAAUGGGCCUCAUCAUACUCAAUGCCUGGUAUGGAAAGUUUGUGACGGACAACAGUAGGAAGCAUGAAAGAGCGAGAGUCAUUGAUGUGACUGUACCUCUGCAGUGUCUGGUGAAAGACUCCAAACUCAUUCUCACAGAGGCCUCAAAGGCUGGCUUACCGGGCUUCUACGACCCCUGCGUGGGGGAGGAAAAGAGCCUGAAGGUGCUGUAUCAGUUCCGAGGCGUCAUGCACCAGGUUCUGUCUGGUGACGCAGAAGCACUCAGGAUACCAAAGCAGUCUCACAGAAUUGAUAAUGACACUUAGGAACCAUUAUCUGCAGGGCUAAAAGGGACAACUUGGACUGACGUAUAGGAGAAAUGGAUGUUAUAGUGACUUGGAUAUUCCCUGUGGCCUAAAAGCCAUUCACAUGCACUAUAGCCUUCAUUUUGUGAGUUUUAAUCUUUAAGUAAAAGGGCAUGUUUAAUGGAGUCCAGUGGAAAAUGCAUGAAUUUGUUGAAUCCCCAUUUGAAAAAACCUGUAUCUAAAAUCAGUACAAGCAAGAAUAUGCAAAGUAUUUGUUACUUUCUCUGUUAUUUUGGCCUCGUGUUUUUUUUUUGUUUUGUUGUUGUUGUUGGUUUUUAAGACAAAUUCCUCUUCCACAUAGGAAAAUGAUGGUUACGGUACUAACAUACGUACUGGAGGAUCUAAAGGAUCCCAACAGUACCUGUAUUCAGUCCUCAUCCGAGAGUGCUGUUUAACCCUGCUAUAAAGACAUCAGUGCAUGCUGCUGUAGCAAUCCACAGAAUCCCACUAAAAAGGGGGAAAGGAGUGUCCCAAGCAUCAGCAUUGCAGCAUACAAAUAUUAUUUAAAAUGGAAACACUGAAUAGUCCUAUACUGGUUAAGAAAUUAUAUCCUAGCCUCUAUGAUACUUGUGCUGGCCAAUCGUUAUAAAUUUUCACCCUACCAUUCUAUCUGAAGCUCAACUAACCCAGAGCUGAGAACUCAUCACCUGCCAUAUGAAACUGUUACAUGAAUAUAAAGCAUGGGGACAUUAUAAUCCAAAUUUUCCUUAAUGAUCGAACAAAUUGACACAUACCACUGGCUUUGACAUUCUGUGGCUGGAGAGACUGAUCUAAAAUUACACUAAAGAUGCACACUUAAAUAUCAAGUACAGUUAGGCAACCACACUGUUCUUAAACAACAUGACUGGUAAUAAAUAAUGGUGUGAAAUAUAAGCUUCCAUAAAAAGUCCUGUUUUAAUGCUACAUGGAGAAAAAGAAAUUCUCUCUUUUUCUCUGCUACCACAAGCCUUCAGAAACAGACCGAUGACUUCUGCAGUUGUUGGGAAGUUGGGGGAGAAAAGGACUGGUUGUGCAGCAUCUCUGUUUCUCUCUGAAAGUGUCUAUUAUCAGUACACACUCUGGACCUGUGCCAUGGGGUUGGGAGAUAUUAAUUAAAAUGAAAGCAAAAUGGUUUUAAAUGGUGUACUUUUUUUUUUUUGCAAUCAUUCAUGGACUAAUAGCUAUCCAUAGUCUCGAUUUUAUCCCUAAAUCUUGAAUUCCACAAUCUGGAUUAAAUACAACUUGACUGUGGAACGCUGCAAGUCCGAUUGUAUUCCAUAUGAAAGAAAGUGGUCGGAAUGACAUUAGCAAAAUCAUCCUCACAGUUUCAUCAGAAGGAAAAUCCACUCUUGGAAGACCUUAUCAAAGACUUGAUUUUAUUAGGUAUUAGUGUAUCAUCCAGAAACUGGUGCUGUGUGUUUCAUGAAUACUUUUCAACCAAUGUGUAAACUGCAUGUCAAACCAAAUGUGAGUGGCCUGUUUCCUUAGGUUUGCUGCUUUUCCUUUACUGCUUUUUAGUACACUGUAAGGCCAAAGGUUUGUGGACACCCGACCAUCACAUAUGUCCUAUAUGUGCUAUUUGAACAUCCCAUUCCAGAUUUAGUCCCCCUUUACUGUUAUAGUAACCUCCAUCUCCUUCUGGGAAGGAUUUUCACUAGAUUUUGGAAAAUGGCUGUGGGGAUUUGUGAUCAAUCAGCCACAAGAGCAUUAGUGGGGUCGGGCACUGAUGUCGGACGAGGAGGCCUGGGGUGCAAAUCAGCAUUCCAGUUCAAUGGGGUUGACGUCGGGGCUCUUUGCAAAGGACACUCGAGUUCUUCACCACCGGCCUUGGCAAACCACGCCUUUAUGGACAUCACUUUGUGCACAGGGGCAUUGUCAUGCUGGAGCAGGUUUAGGACCCUUAGUUCCAGUGAAGGGAAAUUGUAAUGCUACAGCACACAAAGAUGUUCUAGACAUCAUGUGCUUCAACUUUUUGGCAAAAGUUUGUGGAAGAUUUAGUUACAAAACGUUCACCUGUCCCAAUAGUCUUGUGUUUUUAAGCUGUUUUGCUAAGGGAGAUGGGUCGAGCAGGUUUAGUCUCAUUAAGG